Larimichthys crocea (large yellow croaker) is the source of this 3022-nucleotide messenger RNA. It is a transcript of the gene map10, whose product is annotated as microtubule associated protein 10. The record is from RefSeq and is a predicted model, not a curated record. Gene Ontology annotation, biological process: mitotic spindle midzone assembly; positive regulation of cytokinesis; cytoplasmic microtubule organization. Bases 124 to 2565 code for a protein of 813 amino acids. NCBI's taxonomy places the organism in Eukaryota, Metazoa, Chordata, Actinopteri, Sciaenidae. The transcript has a single exon. Gene Ontology annotation, cellular component: cytoplasmic microtubule; centrosome; mitotic spindle pole. Gene Ontology annotation, molecular function: microtubule binding.
UCCCGGGGAACUGUGUGACGUAAAAUGCUCGCGACAGUUUGUUUCCAUGGAGAAAGAAGCUAAACGCCUCAGUUUGCGGAUUGGCUAAGUGCUAAUAAGAUAGCUGGCUCGCUUUAUGGUCUCAUGAUGUCAGCAGGACAAGACAGCGACAACCUGGAGACUCUGUUUUCAUUCGAGCUGCUGGUGGAGUGUAUCCGACUCGAGAGAGAAAGUCAAGUUUCCGACGAGCUGGCUGUUGGAGUACGGUUACUGGAUUUUCCAACGCUGCUCAUUUACCAGCCUCAGAAGAGCAUUAACCAACAAGAUCAGCAGGGGGAACACGCCUUCAACAGGGGCAAGUCUUGUUUCUUCAAAAUGAACCUGAGCUCACUGCACACCCAGCUCUGCAGCAGCCCUCUGUAUGCCAUGGUGCUGGAUGUGAAAGAGGAGAUCCCCAGAUUAGUCGGGACUUCACUCAUCUCUCUGGCCAAAGUGAUGGACAGGAUCAGGCUGGAUGUGACCCGUCGUGGUGCUUCUGCUCCCUCGUCUCACGGUGAAAGGGGGCUCGUCGGUGUGUGCAACCUCACAGGGGAGAAAAUUGGAUCAAUUUCACUGAGUUAUAAGCUGCUAAGCCUGGGUGUUAGUUUACUGCCACAUGUCACAGACAGCGGGGCUCUUAAAAGCCAAGGUGUACAUGUAGAACAACAUGUACGAGGACUCAACGUGAGGAAAAGCAUAUCGACAGACUUGCUGCCUCUUGACUGUGCACCCACUCUGGACAAGUCUGAUGUUGGCAGAAACAUCCCAAACAAACCAUCAAAUGAGAGUAACGUAAUACAUGAGGAUAAACAGGACAACGUUGCCAUGCGGGCAGAAAGACAGACUCUCAAAGAGCCUGAAAACGGCUUUGAAGAAGAUUUAACUGUGUUUUGUCCGCCACAUCUCUUCUACAAUAACUCAUCAGAGGAGAGAAGCAGAAAUGAACAGGGUGAUUGCAAAUUACUCAAUCUAGACUCUGAGGAUUUUACAUUCGAAGACGCAUCUUCAGAGGAAGAGACGGCUGAAAAUAAAACUGAGGGUAAAACUUCUCCGGUGAACCAGAGAGAAAGACAUGGUGUAAAAACGUCAAGUGGGGCGACACUAAAUGUCCUCGGGGAAGCAUUACAGCAGUUGCCUCUGUUGAACGCUCUUCUUGUCGAGCUGUCACAGCUGAACGACCAGAACCCACACCAGCAAUUGUCUAUUCAUCCCAACCUAGCCUGGAUUUACAGGCCCGCUUCCACAGAGCCUUCGGCAAGGCGUGGGAACACAGCACAAAAGGUACAAACCAAAUCGCUGCAGAAAGGCAGACAGGAGACUAGUUUGCAUUUAAAGCAGUUACAUUCCCCCAGAAACUGUUCUACACCAGUAGUAAGGCAUGCGUCUGUCGGAAAGAAAGACAAACAAGAAGAGGGUGUGAUUGAGAGUAUGAGCUCCAGUACCUCUCCGAGGAAGAGGCUUGUGUAUGGUACAACGAAAACAUUUAAUCUAAGGCUGCAGAAAAUUUCUCCCCUGAAAGUAAAACGGCGUGAAUGCAUGGACUUAUUACAGAGUGAAACACAGUCGAGUAUGGCCAAAGGGAAGACAAAGUCAGGUAAUAAAAUCAUGAAGUCCAGCAAAAGAAAAUCAGCAUUAAACCAGAGCUCCAGCCUCAAUGAAAAUAUCGAGACAAUGAUACAAAGCAUCACGGUGGACUCCGAAACAGUCACGCUAAAACAGAAAAACCUGCAUGGCAAAGUUUGUGGUAAACAAGACGGACACUCUCAGACAAUUUCAGAAAAAGCUUCCCCUUCUGAACGAGGCUUGAAAUGUAUUCACAUCCCCAGUGUGGGCGGUGACGGUGUCGCCCAAAACAAAGACAAGAGCGAGCGUCACAGUGAAUCGAAUCAAUCACAGCCUGAAUCUGACAGGCACAGAGACAAAAUUGAAUCUUCAGGAAGCAGCAGAUGCAGCACCCCCUCACUGUCAGACUCCAGCGGGGAAGGAAAUGAGGAGGCAGACUACGCCGAUGACUUUAACAGUCUUGAGCCCAGCGAUGCCUACUCGAGUAGCCCCGAGCCCUCCAGAGCAAAGACUCCCAGGUCUCCUGUCCGCCUGGACUUCCGCACCUCCGACUCCGGCUCUGAAAUUUUCCAGAGGAGAGCUGUCCUCCCUGUGCCGGUCAAAGCACCCAGCUCUCCACAGCGUACUCUGAGGGGUACACACAUCAUCCGGCCUCGAACACACACCUCGGCCCUCAGCUUUUCCUCUGAAGAUGGUGACAGGUCGGCAUCCUUACAAACAAUAUGCUCCAGAAAACGGAUGACAGAGAGUGGAGGAGUGGAAAGGAGCUCUGGCGCUGACAGUUUUAUGUCAUCAAGAGGUCAAAGGAGCGAGUCGACCAGGAACAGCAGCCCAGUUCGAGGAUUUUCUGUAGAAUCAGUGUCGUCCUUUGAACCACAGGAGGCAGAGGAACUGGAAGACGGGCUUGGAUCUCUGGAUUUCAGAAAGGAGUAUCAGGAUAUCUCUAAGCUAGUGGCCAACAAACUCCCUGGUUACACUAUGUAAAGAAAAAUAUAGCUCCACAUCAUGAUAGUAUAAUGUAUAAUGCUACAUUAUUUCCCUUAACUGUUAAACAUAUCAGCAGCAGUACUGACUCUGCUGUACAUCUAGUAAAUGUGUACGCUUUCAAAUGCAUCAUUUCCCCUUUCAGUUCUGACAUCUGACAACCUUUUUGAAUAAAGAAAUGCUUUCUCUGGAAAUGAUGGAAUCAUUUUACUUCUUAAUCAUUCAGCUAAUGCUAGGCUCCUGUACAUUUGCAUAAAGUGUUGGAUGGCGAGUCUUUUAGUAAUACUGUAUAUAAGAGGAUGGAAAAAUCUUUCCACGCGCGCGUCAUUUAUGCAAAUCAAGCCCUCGUUUCCAGCAGAGUUGUCACAAGCUGAAAAUCUCCCAGAGCUUGUAGGGCAGCUCCUGAUUUCAGGGUAUUUCAUUUAAAUACCACCUGCCACUUUGCAUUCGGCCCUUG